GGGACAGGGUAGCUGACUGGAAAGUGUGGAGGUCCCUUCCCAGGUCCACCCCAGCUUGCUGCAAUGACUAUCAGUGUACACUGGGACAACUCUGGGGCCUUUGCUGGGGACACUACACCAGAAGAGAGCCAGGAUGAAGGCUGCUGAGUGCUGCCGUUCCUCCACCCUCUGCAUGGCAGGGACGGGUCCCAAAACAGACUGAUGCCCAUGACUGGCCACUUGGCUCUCAAUGAAGAAGUAUCACUACCAGCCAGGCAAAGUCAUCCCUCCCACAGUGGUAUCUGAAAUUGCAUCCCAUCUGCAGAGGAUAAAUUGACCCACUUCUACCAUCCUGUCUUCAGCAAAAUCUUAGUCUGUGUGAAUUUCCCUGCUCAGAUGUUAAGCUCCUUCAUGGCUAAGACUGUGCUCUCUUUCUGUGAGCCCCCUGCCAUGCUGAGCCUGUGCCGUGGGUACCUCAUGAGUAUUUUCUGGGCCCUUGCCAUGGCCAACCUGUCUACUGAAUCUUUGGAAAACUUUGAGUACGAUGAGUCUGCUGAAGUCUGUUACAUUGGGGACGUUGUGGCCUUUGGGAUUGUCUUCCUGUCCACAUUCUACUCCCUCAUCUUUGCCUUUGGCCUAGUGGGAAAUAUGUUGGUGGUGUUUGCCCUCACCAACAGCAGAAAGCCCAAGAGCAUUACCGACAUUUACCUCCUGAACCUCGCCCUGUCUGAUCUGCUCUUUGUUGCCACCUUGCCCUUCUGGACUCACUAUAUGAUAAGUGAGGAAGGCUUCCACAAUGCUGUGUGCAAACUCACCACUGCCUUCUUCUUCAUUGGCUUUUUUGGAGGCAUAUUCUUCAUCACCAUCAUCAGCAUCGAUCGGUACUUCGCCAUUGUCCUGGCCGCCAACUCCAUGAACAACCGAACUGUGCAACACAGCAUCACCAUCAGCCUCAGCGUCUGGGCGGCAGCCAUUUUCGUGGCAACACCCCAGUUCAUGUUCACAAAGCAAACAGAAAAUGAAUGCCUUGGUGACUACCCUGAGGUCCUUCAGGAAAUCUGGCCUGUGCUCCGUAACGUGGAAGCAAAUUUUCUUGGCUUCCUGCUCCCUCUGCUGAUUAUGAGUUACUGCUACUUCAGAAUCAUCCAGACACUGUUUGCCUGUAAAAACCACAAGAAAGCUAAAGCCAUCAAACUGAUCUUUCUGGUGGUCAUCGUGUUUUUCCUCUUCUGGACACCCUACAAUGUUAUGAUUUUCCUGGAGACACUCAAGCUCUACGACUUCUUUCCCAGUUGUGACACAAGGAGGGAUAUAAAGUUGGCCCUCAGUGUGACUGAGACAGUUGCACUUAGCCACUGUUGUCUCAAUCCCCUCAUCUAUGCAUUUGCUGGAGAGAAGUUCAGAAGAUACCUUUACCACCUGUAUGGGAAAUGCCUGGCUAUCUUCUGUGGCCGUUCAGUCCAUGUCAGUUUCUCCCCAUCUGAAUCACAAAGGAGCAGGCAGGGAAGUGUUCUGAGCAGCAAUUUUACUUACUACACGAGUGAUGGAGAUGGAUCCCUCCUUCUCUGAAUGGAUCCUCAAGGCCUUGUCUCUACAGAGAACCCAAAGUUCCUGAAUCUGACACUGAAUAAUGAGGAUGUGGUUUUUAUUUUGUUGUUUCUUACAUGCAAGAAAUGGUGGGCCCAGUGCCUAGAGUUUUUUGAGAAUUAUGCUCAAAAAUUUGAAUGCUAAAGAGAGACAUAUCUUUUACACCAAAAGUCAGGGCUUUUUUGUUUAUAUUUACAAAUGACCAAAAUUCAAGCCAGAUUAGUUUGGGGGUGGUGGUGGCAAAUAGUGUUCAUACUGUGACAUGGGCAAAGGGGUGGCUGAACCUUCAAGGUGAGUAGAAAGCAAGGCUUGACCCUAGCUAGAAUUUCCUCUCUCUGGCCCUCAAAUCUUUAGUAACAGAUCUCUCGCAUAACAUAGCUUUAUUACCAGAGAAAGACUGAUGCCCAUGACUUGUUGGACCCAAGAUCAAAAUUCAUAGGGAAGGGUUUUUCCAUGCAAGAAAUGGCCAAGUUUGUAUCAGGUGCCCACGCCUAGACCAGAUGGUGGUAUCCAUAGGGAAGGGAUGCCUAAGAAGGCGGUUUCAGUUAAAUCUCACAGUUAGAAGUACAAGAAGACAUAUUUGCAAGAAGUUGGAAGGGUGGGUAUUAUUCUGAUCAGACAGGACAAAAGCUGCACACCAUCCUUACCAUGUUCCUGACCCAGCCUCUCCCCCAAUCACACCAGCCAGCACCCACUGCCAGCCCCCUCAUCAAUAAGCCCACUUCUAUUGUGUCUCCAAAUCUACCAGGGCUCCCCAUUGCCCACUGCAUCAAGUCCAAAUUUAAAUGCUUGGCUUCCGGAACCCUCCAUCAUGAGGCUUCACCAACAAAUCCCUCAUUGUCUCCCUCUUCCCAAGAGACACCAGCCAUCCUAUCAGCCAGGUCUUUUCCAUGUGACCUCAUGUAUCUCUGCCUGCUCUCAGGCCUGGGAGAAAAAUAGAAAAAGCCCUGCCCCAAAGUGAGGAGUGAUGGAUUUCAACCCCAACUCUUUUACUUAUACACUGGGCAGCUUGGGGGCCAACCAACCUUCUACAUCUGUAGAAGGGGGAUAAUGGUACCUUUUACUUAGGGAGCGUCCUUUCUAGCAUGAAAAACCACUAUAAACUCUUCCAGGUCACAACCCUCUUGUCAUGGUUCCUAGACUUCAGCGUUCCCCACACCUGCCACCAUUGUACUGUGCCUAAGUGGAGGCUCUGAUGGAACUUGCAAAUUCUGAGCAACCUGCAAAUUCUGCUGUAUGAUGUAACCUGGACACAGACGUCCUAUUAUGGCACCCAAAGAGCACUCCUAAGUCUACAGAUUGAUGGCUUUCCCUAACCCAGUUCUCCUGGAUUGCUUGGAGUAUUUCCUCCUGAUUGCCUCAUGGCAAACCCCUACUCAUGUGGGGAAAAAAAAAAAAAUCAUUCAUGCUACUGCCAACCAGAGAAGCUAGGGCCAUUGGAGAGGCUUUCUUUUUCAGAAACAUUUGAGAUAACCCACAUACAACUUUAAAGCCUGAAAAACAAUUGCAAUAAUGCUAAAGACAAUGUCAUUCAUAAUCUAACCACAGGAAUAUUAUUAUUCCUGCAUUUACCCAUACAGACUUCGUUUUCACUUUCACUUGUUUAUAGCUGCAAUCAUAAUGUACAGUUCGGUAAUCUGCUUUUUUCUCUCUUAGCAUUAGACCCCAAAUAGCUCCCUGUUUCUUUGUAGUUUUAUUAUCAUUUUAGAAGAUCCUGCCAUAUUGUGUAUUCAUGGAAGGCAGAUGUAAUGUCUGAUUCACGGCUGUAUUUCUGAUACACUCCUGGCCGUCUAUAUAUUUGUUUAAUGAAUGAGUGAAUGAAUCAUUAAUCCUUAAAGAUCAGUUACCAUAAUUUACUCAUCAUUACUCUGUUGAUAAACAUUUAACUUGUUUCAAACAUAUAGCAAAUACAUAUUUUAUAACACUUUCAUCUGCGUGAUUUCUUUCCUCCUGUUCAAUAAUUCCUUGGGACAAAUUCCAUGCAGGUAACUGGGUCAAAGGGCAUAGGAACUUUGUAGCUUUUGAUACAUACAGAUUACAGAACCUUAAUUUAGCAAAUAUUAUAUGCAACCUGAGAGCUCAGAUCAAGAGCUAUUCCAAAGAUGAUGAGACCAGGCUUUUGCCCUCAAUGAUUAAACUUUUAAAUGCAGAACAGGGAAGUGAACCAAUAAGCAUGCUUUGCAUUAAGUGGUCCCACGAACAGUGACUUUUGAUGAGAAUCUGUAGGAGAAAGGAGUUCUCCAGGCAAAGAAGAAGAAGGGCAUUCCAGGCUUAGGGAAUGGCAUGUGUAAAGGAGUGUGCAAGAGCAUGAGGAUCUUGGGAUGAGAGAAAACUUUGUGUGACUGUUGAAAGGCACUGGAAGCAGAGUGAGUGGUAAGAACCUUCUGCAGCUGGGGCUCUGGCUGUGGGUGAGGGCUGAAACCACAAAUGGAGGAGGUGAUUCUCCUCGGGAUGUUCCCAAGGUCGCUUCAUUUUUACCUGCUCCAUAUUCCAAUUAUUGAACCUGGAAACUUCUAAAAGUGUAACCUGUUUCUGGACUUUCAGGAAGCAGGAAAUAAUUCUUUUGGCUUGAGAAAUAAAAAUAGAAAAAUAUUUUCAUUUCUAGAAGAAAACCAAAUUUGUGUCAUCAUAAGCCUAUAGUAAAGUGAUUUUUAAGAGGAUCUCAGGUGUGCCAUGAAA
Nycticebus coucang (slow loris) is the source of this 4245-nucleotide messenger RNA. RefSeq names its product C-X3-C motif chemokine receptor 1 (gene CX3CR1). Gene Ontology annotation, biological process: G protein-coupled receptor signaling pathway; chemotaxis; immune response. The coding region runs from base 376 to 1548 and encodes 390 amino acids. Gene Ontology annotation, cellular component: membrane. The transcript has 3 exons. Gene Ontology annotation, molecular function: C-X3-C chemokine receptor activity. The record is from RefSeq and is a predicted model, not a curated record. NCBI's taxonomy places the organism in Eukaryota, Metazoa, Chordata, Mammalia, Primates, Lorisidae.